Liolophura sinensis is the source of this 3941-nucleotide messenger RNA. Its product is annotated as importin subunit beta-1-like. The transcript is spliced from 24 exons. The record is from RefSeq and is a predicted model, not a curated record. Lineage: Eukaryota; Metazoa; Mollusca; Polyplacophora; Chitonida; Chitonidae. Gene Ontology annotation, biological process: protein import into nucleus. The coding region runs from base 132 to 2792 and encodes 886 amino acids. Gene Ontology annotation, molecular function: small GTPase binding.
GGGGAGCUGAUAGAGGAAAACGGGUUUGGGGAAUAACAUUUUACGCUAAAAUUUAAUUUUUUUUUUCCAAAGUGGCGAUUUUCGCUUCAUUUGGGAGUCUUUUUGCACAACCGUUCAUCGUCUGCAGAAAAAUGGAUGUCAGCUUGAUCGCGGUUUUAGAAAAGACAGUUUCUCCAGUGACCGCCGAGCUAGAGGAAGCACAGCGCUUCUUGGAACAGUUGGCACAAACAAACUUGCCUGAGCUGUGUAAGCAGUUAGCAGAUGUACUGCGACAUGGAGGAAACAGCCCUGUGGCCCGAAUGCAGGCUGGGCUUCAGCUGAAAAACGCCCUCUACUCCAAAGAUCCGUCAAUAAGAGAACAGUACCAGCAGAGAUGGCUCCAGUUCCCAGUGGAAAUCAAAGAACAUAUCAAAACAUGUGUGUUGGAGACCCUUGGUACAGAGACAACGCGGCCCAGUUCCGCAGCACAGUGCGUGGCUUACAUCGCUUGUGCGGAGCUCCCGCAUGGCCUGUGGCUGGAGCUUGUCCCAGAGCUUACGUCCAUCGUCACAAAACCCAACAGCACAGAGAUGAUGAAAGAGGCCACCCUAGAGGCUAUUGGCUACAUCUGCCAGGAUAUACAAGACCCAGACAUCCUUCAGGCGCAGGCUAAUGCUAUCCUGACUGCAAUAGUGCAUGGAAUGAAGAAGGAAGAGCCAAGCAAUCAUGUUCGGCUGGCAGCCACAAAUGCGUUAUACAAUUCUCUGGAGUUUACAAAAGCAAACUUUGACAAGGAGACUGAGCGCCAUUUCAUAAUGCAGGUUGUUUGCGAAGCCACCCAGUCACAAGACACUAGGGUGAGUGUGGCGGCCCUCCAGUGCCUGGUCAGGAUCAUGUCAUUAUAUUAUCAGUAUAUGGAACACUAUAUGGGGCCAGCUCUGUUUGCGAUAACUAUGGAGUCCAUGAAGAGUGAUGUGGAUGAGAUUUCCCUGCAGGGAAUAGAGUUCUGGUCAAAUGUGUGUGAUGAGGAAGUUGAUCUGGCCAUAGAGGCCUCGGAGGCAGCAGAGUUAGGGAAACCCCCUGAACGGACCAGCAAAUUUUAUGUGAAGGGAGCACUGCAGUACUUGGUUCCACUUCUGCUUCAGACACUCACUAAACAGGAGGAGCUUGAUGAUGAUGAUGAAUGGAAUCCAUGUAAAGCAGCAGGUGUCUGCUUGAUGCUGAUUGCCAACUGCUGCGAAAAUGACGUCCUGCCACACGUGCUGCCAUUUGUCAAAGAGAACAUCAAGAAUGAAGACUGGAAGAUCAAAGACGCUGCUGUGAUGGCAUUUGGUUCCAUCCUGGAGGGCCCGGAUCCUGCCAGCCUCAAGCCUCUAGUUGUUCAGGCCAUGCCUAUGCUGAUAGACCUGCUGAAGGACCCCAGUGUAGUGGUGAGGGACACGGCUGCCUGGACUGUGGGGCGAGUCUGUGAGCUCGUCCCCGAGGCAGUGAUCAGCGACGAGAGCCUGACCUGUCUCAGUCCACUGUUACACGCCCUGGUGGAGGGACUAACAGCAGAACCUCGUGUCGCUUCUAAUGUCUGCUGGGCAUUCUCCAGUUUGGCAGAGGCAGCUUACGAGAAUGCUGAAACUCCUGAAGAUGGCUCAGAGCCAGAUACCUACUGUCUGUCUGAAUAUUUUGAAGCUAUUGUGCCAAAACUUCUAGAAACUACAGAAAGACCUGAUGGUAACCAACAUAAUCUUAGAAGUGCUGCCUAUGAAGCUGUGAUGGAAAUAGUGAAAAACAGUCCCAAGGACUGCUACAUGAUGGUACAGAAGACAACCAUGAUCAUUCUACAGAGGUUAGAGAGGGUGUUGAUGAUGGAGGGCCAGGUGUCUUCCUCAUCUGACAGAAUGCAGUACAAUGAUCUCCAGUCUCUGCUCUGUGCAACCCUACAAAGUGUCCUAAGAAAAGUGACUCCGGAGGACGCGCCCAAAAUCUCGGACCAAAUCAUGGCUGCCCUGUUGCAGAUGUUCCAGACGUCCACAGGAAAGGCAUGCGGUGUGCAGGAAGACGCUCUGUUAGCCGUCUCCACACUUACAGAAAUUUUAGGUGAAAACUUCAUAAAGUACAUGGAUGCUUUCAAACCCUACCUGGCAUUGGGUUUGAAGAAUUACCAGGAGCAUCAGGUGUGUCUGAUAGCAGUUGGUGUGACAGGAGAUAUCUGCCGGGCUCUAGGAAACAAAAUUCUGGUUUAUUGUGAUGAUAUAAUGAUGAUGCUGUUAGAAAAUUUAGGGAAUGAUAAAGUACACCGGUCUGUGAAGCCUCAGAUCCUGUCUGUGUUUGGGGAUAUAGCCCUGGCGAUCGGCAGCUGCUUCAAGAUUUACCUGGACGUUGUGAUGUCUGCUCUCCAACAGGCCUCUCAAGCACAAGUAGACAAGAGUGACUAUGAUAUGAUAGACUACUUGAAUGAACUGAGAGAAGGAUGUCUGGAAGCCUACACAGGGAUUGUGCAGGGUCUGAAAGGAGAUGACGAGAAAAAUAUACAGCCGGAUGUCCAACUGCUCCACCCCCAUGUCCCCCACAUGAUAUCCUUUAUAGAGCUGGUAGCACUGGAUGAAGACAGAAGUGACAAUGUAGUUGCAGCCUGCUGCGGGUUGAUAGGAGAUCUAGUGACUGCCUUCGGGGAUAACAUUUUGCCGUACAUGGAGAAGGCACCCGUGACAAACUUACUAACAGCUGGUCGGCGCUGUAAAUACAACAAAGCAAAAACGCUGGCCAACUGGGCAACAAAAGAGAUCAAGAGGUUGAAAAAUGCCUCCACUACAUCAUGAGAGCUCUAGAGGCUGGGAUACAGAUUUGUCCAGGUGUAGCAACUCUAAAACAAGGCCAAGAGGCCAGCCCAUGCUGACUCGGCUCCUGGUGAAUGCGUGUGAGAGAGAGAGCGAGAGAGAGUAUGAAAUGUCACUCACUUCUGACCAUACAGAUCAACAGGAAAAAAUCUAUCAAGCAGGCACCAGAGAACUCUGCAUCCAAGAACUCUUUUUUCCAAAGGAGCUCUGAAUUCAAGGGCAUGAACUCUGUUCACUAGAGAGCUCUGAAUUCAAGGGCGAGAACUCUGUUCAUUGUCUCUACUGAAGCCUGCAUCAUUUAUUGUAAGUUUAAAGUACAACCACAGCAUGAAGAAAACCAAGAGGCGUAACGCAGAGGACAAAAUGCUCAAAAGUUAGAGCAGUAUUAAAUUCACGGGAUGAUCUUUAGCUACAGGGGACAUCCUUCCAUGGACACCUGGUCAAAGCCUAUUGCCCUUCGAAAAAUCAAAGCUAUGCAAAUUAGGGUGUGGUUGUAGGCUUUUGUUACCAUGGAUACCCCCGUGCUAAUUCUCGUUGAAUUGGCCGGUGAAGAGUGCUGUUUGUGGUCUGAGUGGUUUAGUGCUGUGUUUGCAGCUGUAGUGCUAUUUUGUGAACCACUACUCCUGUGCGGUUGUAGUGUGUGAUUCGUGCCAUUGUUCUCUACCUAUAUGUACAUGUACGUCGCCCUUGUUUACAGGUAACCACCACAUUGUUUGUAACCCAGAUGAUGUGGUGUAGUGCCCCCGAAUACUAGUGCUCUUUGCCGCGUUCAAAACGGACGAUCCUGCGUCAAUGCCGGUGCUUUCAUAUUAAUGACAGUGUUUUCCUUUCCUGGAAUUUAUUUUUAAUACUGUUGUUGAAAGACUUGCAUGUGAAUUGGGUGUGACUUUUUCUGUGGUACGAUUUUUUUUUUCUUGUUUUUUUUGCUUUUUGUAGGACAUGUAUCUUACAUUGCUGGCGAAAAAAAAAAAAUAACUGAACUGUAUGGAGCCAUUUGUAUUAAGCUCUGUCAUUGCUGGUGCCUGCCAGGCAACUCUGUGAAUGCUACGACUGUGUGAUAGAAGUACUAAAGCAUGAAAAACCGCUGUCCUUGAAAGAGACAACUUAGUCUUGAAAAAAAAAAAAAAAAAA